This is a messenger RNA of Rubroshorea leprosula, 3012 nucleotides long. The record is from the annotation of a GenBank genome assembly. Lineage: Eukaryota; Viridiplantae; Streptophyta; Magnoliopsida; Malvales; Dipterocarpaceae.
AACAGAUUUGCCUCACUCCUUCGCCUACACCUCCUUCUCCUUCCUUCACCAAACAAAAACAACGAAGAAAAACAAAAAUUACAGAACAGAUCAUCCCCCAGAAGCACCAACAGAACAGCAGCCUCAUCUCCUCCGCUGCUUCCCUUCUUCUCCUGCCUCUACCGAACAAAAGCAGUAGCAGAAAUCAGAAUUGGGCCUCAUCUCCUCUGCAACAGCUCACCUUUUCAAUUUUACAUGUGUAUUUUUAGUUGACCGAUUUGAUCUCGAGUGAACCGAUUCAACCAAUUGAACUGUACCCAGUGGCCAAAACGGAUCAACCACCGGCCCGGCCCAAAAACACUGCUUCCAUAUCCUCAUUUUGACGAAAACGGAGGAAUUGGCAAGUCUGGGAAUGAGCAGAGGAAUGAUUUCACAAGUUUUUCUCUUACUGUUUUCUUCUUGUUUGCAGUUUGGCUCUUCAGCAGACACCAUAACUCCAUCAAAAUCUAUCAAAUAUCCAGAAUCCAUAGUCUCCAAUGGCAGCAAGUUCCAACUGGGAUUCUUCAGCCCUGCUAAUUCUACUGAUCUUUAUGUGGGCAUAUGGUACAACGGUAUUGACCCUGUAAAAGGCGUCAUAUGGGUAGCCAACAGGGAGAAGCCUCUGAAGGACUCCUCCGGAACGAUGAUGAUAUCUGAGGAUGGCAAUCUUGUAGUUGUGAAUGGGCAGAAGGAGGUUCUUUGGUCAUCCAAUGUUGAAAAGCUGAAAGGUUAUAAUACAAUUGCUAGGCUUCUAGACCUUGGAAACGUGGUCUUGCUGGAUAAAACCACUGACAUGAAAAUGUGGGAGAGUUUCCAACAACCUUCUAAUGUUCUCAUGCCAACAAUGAAGCUCGGUGUAGAUUUAAGAACUGGUAAGAAAAUCCAGGGAACAUCCUGGAAAAGCCCUACUGAUCCAUCCGUUGGUAACUUCUCUGUUGGAAUCGAGCCGUCCGGCGUACCUCAAACCUUCGUGUGGAAAAAUUCUCAGCCAUAUUGGCGGAGUGGCCAGUGGAAUGGUGAGGUAUUUGUUGGAAUAGAAUAUAUGACAUAUUCCGAUCUUCGUAUGUUUAGCCUUGAUAUUGAUCAAGGAAAAACCUUUUAUCUUUCUUAUACUACUAGUCCUGACAAAUUUUUGUUAGACUUUUUCAUGGAUCCAGAAGGAAAAAUAAUUGAACGAUUAUGGAAUUGGACUGAUUACUGGGAAGACACUAAGAUUUUAUGGUCUAAUGUACAAAACGAAUGCGAUGUUUAUGGCAAGUGUGGGCCAUUUGGAAGUUGUGAUUCUCAGAAUCCAACAAUUUGCAGCUGUUUGAGAGGGUUUGAACCCAAGAAUAGAGAGGAAUGGAACAGAGGAAUUUGGACUGGUGGUUGCAUUAGGAGUACAACACUGCAGUGCAAUAGAAAAAACAGCGGCAGAGAAGUAGGCAAGGAGGAUGGGUUUUUGAAGCUAGAGAUGAUGAAAGUGCCAGAUUUUGCACAGCGGUGGCCAUCAAACACUGAAGACGAAUGCAGAAACCGGUGCCUGAAUUGUUGUUCAUGUAUUGCUUGUGCAUAUGAUGUCAGUAUAGGCUGUAUGUCAUGGAAUGGAACCUUGAUUGACAUUCAGAAGUUCUCCGGUGGUGGGAUGGAUCUUUACAUUCGUUUGGCAUACUCAGAACUUGAACAAAAGAAAGAUGUAAAAUUAAAAAUCAUAAUAACAACGGUGAUCGUAGGAACCAUCAUCUUUUGCAUCUGCACAUUGUUCAUAAGAGGGUGGAUUGUGCCUAAAGGAAAAGCAUGGAAAGAGAAGACUGAAGAAAUGUUGUUUGGUAGAAGGAAAACCAGCACAAGUGAAGUUAAACUCCAAGAGUUACCACUACUUAAAUUUGAGGAACUGGCAACUGCAACUAAAACCUUUAAUCUUGCAAAUCAGCUAGGGCAGGGAGGUUUUGGUCCGGUAUACAGGGGAACAUUACAAAAUGGGCAAGAAAUAGCAGUUAAAAGACUGUCUAGCACAUCAGGACAAGGAUUAGAAGAAUUUCUGAAUGAAGUAUUUGUCAUUUCCAAGCUCCAACACCGAAAUCUCGUAAGGCUUCUAGGCUGCUGUGUGGAGCAAGAGGAGAAGAUUUUGGUCUACGAAUUCAUGCCAAACAAAAGCUUGGACACCUAUUUGUUUGAUCCUAUCAGAAAAGAGUUCUUAGAUUGGAGAAAACGAUUCAAUAUCAUUGAAGGAAUUAGCCGAGGUCUCCUUUAUCUUCACAGUGAUUCUAGACUACGGAUUAUUCAUAGAGAUCUAAAAGCAAGUAACAUCUUGUUGGAUGAAGAGUUGAAUCCAAAAAUUUCAGACUUUGGAAUGGCUAGGAUUUUCAGAGGAGAUAAUGAAAAUGAAGCCAAUACUAGAAGGGUCGUUGGGACAUAUGGCUAUAUGUCCCCUGAAUAUGCAAUGGUAGGAUUAUUUUCAGAGAAAUCUGAUAUAUUCAGCUAUGGUGUAUUAUUGCUAGAGAUUGUUAGUGGGAGAAGAAACACAAGUUUUGGUAAUGAUGAGGAUACUUCAAGCCUUCUGGAAUAUGCUUGGAAAUUGUGGAAUGAAGACAACGUUUUGGCAAUGGUAGAUAAGUUGGUUUGCGAUCCAUGCCACCGUAGAGAGAUUCUAAGAUGCAUACAUGUGGGAUUGUUGUGUGUGCAAGAAAUGGCAAAAGAUAGACCAACAAUGUCCACAGUCAUUUCAAUGCUCAACAGUGAGAUUGUGGAUCUCCCUUCUCCAAAACAACCAGCUUUCAUUCUAAAACAGAUUAUGACAAAUGUAGAGUUCUCCUAUCAGCAUGGUCAACAGAGAUGUUCUAUAAACAAUGUGACUAUAACAAAUGUUCAAGGUCGAUGAGAAGCAAGUCCUUAAGAUGAGCAAUUCCUACUGCAUAGCAAUUUCUUGAUAGUAUUAGUCCUUAAGAUGAGCAAAUUGAGUUGAAACAGUUAUAUAACCGCGGUUGAAAGACCGAAAAAAUUAGAGUAGCAGUA